UGUUUACAAACCCAGCGGCAGCCCAGCUCGCCUCCAUUAUGAGGAGCCUGGUCUGAGACCGCAGGGAGACGGCAGAUGUGGCACGGGCUGCCGGGGCCGGCCAACUGGAUCCUGAACCGCUUUCCUGUUUGUGAAGGACAGAGCAGAGACGACCCCCCUUCGACAGUGGGCCGGCGGAGAUGCACGGUAACCGCGGGUUAAGCCGCCAGACCCUUCGCUCCUUUGUCUGCAGCUCUGGCAGACAGCAGGGAUUUCUGUGGUGAAUUUUUUGGGAAUUUUUGUCUCGCGGUCGUGGAGGAGAACGUCGGGAGGACCUGGGGGCAUCAGGAGAAAGGGGAAGACAAAGCAGUGACGUUACUGGGGGCGUCAACGUCGAGGAAAAAUACAGGAGUUUUGUGUUUAUCUCUUGAACAAAACGAGCCCAUCUCUUAAGGCCGAGGUUUGGUCUGCUGAAUGGGGCUCAUCUCCCAUCCAUAUUUGCAUUUGUUUAUCUUUGAUGAAAGGACAUAGCUGCUGUGACAAUAUCUGGUUUUUUUUCUGCUCGGUUGAACCCACAUCAAGACAGCAAAUUCUCAGCCAUGAGCACAGGUACCCAGAUGAUACACACUGGGUUGUUUUGACAAUCCUUUUGCUCUCUUGUUCCUGCAUAAAUUUGCAUUUACAAGAGCAGGCAUCAUAUUCCGACCCCUGGUUGGCUUGAAAUUGAGGACUGAGUGGAUUUUUAAUCAAUAUUUCAUACAAACCCUGGAGGCAGCUGAAGUUCAGACCUUGUUUCAGGACUGAGACAUUUAACUACAUAUUGUUUGGACUGACUAACCUCCAGAAUUCAGUGUGGAUGGUAAGGACUCUACCCAGACAGGAGUCCCACACCUCCUGAACAGGCUGCCUUCUUCUUUGGCCUGUGACCCCAACCCACCCAACACACUGAAGACGACAGCCACAACGACUGGCUUAAGCUUCCUGAAUUGACAGUGAAUGUUUGGCAUCCAAUUUAUGCAAGUAUUCCAGUGGUGCAAUGGAUGUCUGUGCGGCCUAGCGUUGCAAGGGUCCAAAGAGCUCUGUAACAUGACGUCAGAACCAGUGGACCGGUCGCUCAACGUGUACGUCAUCAUCCUGGGCGUGGGCCUGUUCGUCUUCAUGCUGAGCAUGAUAUUCUGCUGCUACCUGUUCAGGGUGAGAAGACAGGGCACAAGGGAGCAGUAUGGAUAUAACGAGGUUGUUCUGAAAGGCACAGGAAAAAAACUGAGUCUUCUUGGAACCUGUGCCGUGUGCUUGGAGGAGUUCCGCACCCGGGAGGAGCUGGGCCUGUGUCCCUGCUCUCACGCCUUCCACAAAAAGUGUCUGGUGAAAUGGCUGGAGAUCCGGAGCGUCUGCCCCAUGUGUAACAAGCCCAUCUGCAGGCAGGCCCCAGAUGCCCCGCAGGGCGCCGAGGGGCCCCCGAACCCCCAGGAGGUGUGAGGGCCAGGGGCGGCAUCCCACAGAGCUCGCUCUACGUUCGGCGCAGGACAAUCCCAAAACCCCAGGACCCGAAACUCCCCUCUCCCCCAAACUUACCGUCUCAGAGGACCGAGGUCCUCAAACAUCCCCUGCACUCACCCUCAAAGGGAAUGUCGGAGAGUAUCUGGCUUUAUUUCCUGAUACACAGCUCAUAAACACUUACAGUACAGUGGGAACACAGGAGACAAAAGCCUGAUUUACUGAGACAUUGGACAAAAUGCACCUACUCUGGAUGGGACAGGACAGGACCCAGUCAUUGCCAUGGUAGGGUAACAAACUGACAGAAGCAAAAGGAAUCUCUUCUAGUGAUGUUCUCACGUGCCAAUUAAAGGUUACUGCUUUUAGAAGCCACUUGUCACUGUUUAAAUCAGAUAGCACCUGUGUUACUUCUGACUGGUUAUUUUAUAUCAUGACUUGCUUUCAAUAAAGUGUAAGGCUUUGGUGGAACAA
This is a messenger RNA of Conger conger (European conger), 1947 nucleotides long. RefSeq names its product RING finger protein 122-like. The record is from RefSeq and is a predicted model, not a curated record. The coding region runs from base 976 to 1458 and encodes 160 amino acids. NCBI's taxonomy places the organism in Eukaryota, Metazoa, Chordata, Actinopteri, Anguilliformes, Congridae. Gene Ontology annotation, molecular function: ubiquitin protein ligase activity. The transcript is spliced from 6 exons. Gene Ontology annotation, cellular component: endomembrane system.